CGCGAACGAUAGGAACAGUACACGACAGUGCUGUAUCUUUUUGCCACCAUCGCAUCACCGUGUGAAAUAAACGAAGGACACACCCAGAAAAAUAUUCUUUCUGUACGGACACAAAACGACUUUGAUCGAGGGACGAAAUAGAAGUAAUACAGAAGCGAAAAUAAACUWGAACACAAUGCCUCUACCCAAAAUCGGUAGAAAUAACAAUACCACUGCUACUACAAAAGAUGACGUUGAGUUGCAGCACUUGGUCUCCGAUUGCAGUAACGAUGCGGUCCAGAAAGAAUACUGUGAGGAAAAAUUCGAAACAGUAGACACCACCAAGUCAACGGCAAACAGAUACAGCAUGGGGAGCAAAGGAUUGAUCUCGUCUCUACUGGAACGUUUGCCACAACAGCCCUGCUUGCAACCAGUCGCAACGUGGCUUGACGAGCGCUGCAGCGUUAAAAUGCUGCUUAAGGUGUGGGGUCCACGGUUCGCUUUUGUAGCCCGUCUGCUCCUUGUCGCUACCUUUCUCGAUGAUUCAGUUCGCACCGUUUCAAAUUUUUCGGACCUAGCAAAUCAGGUCGGAGAGAACUGUUUUUUGUUUCAGUKGAUGAUGGACGAUAACCACACCAGCAAUGCCCCCGCGGUUCUCGCCAGAGUCGCGCUUGCAAUUGGUCUCCUCUCCCAGUUCCUGGGCUCACUUUGCCUCUUGGCACUGAUCCUGGCCGAUGCUUCGACGAAGGUACUCAUUGCCUGGGUAGUACUCCAGCCAGUCUUGUUUGGUCAGGUCUCGAACCUUGAGUUCAUCUUCGAGUCAGUGUCAGUGCUCGGCGGAUUGCUCCUGCUACGUGCACACACCGUCUACCUCUGUGGUCACGACGAACAGAGCCAUGCCACCAAUAACAAUUAUCCAUGUGUGUCACAGUGUCCAAACCAACGGAAUGGUUCUGCGUUGUUCCCAUCAUCGACACAAACCGCAARUACUCAUACUCGCAACUGCCACAGAUACACACAGCUUGCCGGYCGCACGAUGCUCCCGGCAAUGCACCUCUACUAUGCAGGCCUCGUGUUGUCUUCAGCGAUAACCCUGGACGAGACUAGUAACAUUGGAACAUACCUCUCGUCCCUCUCAGUUUUUGUGGUCGAGCUCCUUGCUCUACUGGGCAUCGUCAUCGGUAUUCUGCUCAUCUCUGUCGGGCUCCGCUCGCGCUUCGUUGCACUCAUGCUCGCACUUGCCAACACUCUUUUCGUCUGCUACCGGCAUCCCUUCUUCCGUUUCAUUUGGAUCGACGAGGCCACGGGCGAUUGGAGGRUAGCCAGUUUGGACGACGACGAGGCAGAUUUAAGCCACAAGAUGUGGAUGACGAGCGUAGUGGAUGUAAAUUUAAAUGGCUCGCUCCCUGAAAGUAACUUCGAGAUCGACCCUUGGAGGAUCUACGAUCUUCAUCGGUACUAUUUUUUUCUGGGUCUCUCAACUUCGGGGGCGCUCUUGUUGUUGGCCCAGAUCGGUCCUGGGACCAUCGCUAUUGACAGGAACGAAGUUCUCCUUCCGGUUACUAGAGCACAAGACUAGUCGUGGACAAAGAAUUCAACAGAGGAAACUCCUAGGUAUGUUCCGGUGAGUUGUCGGUAUUAUGGCGCUAUCAAUCUUAAUCACAGAAAAUACCGUACCAGUUUAAUGGAUAUAAAAUUACACCUAGAAU
Messenger RNA from Pseudo-nitzschia multistriata, 1688 nucleotides. The record is from the annotation of a GenBank genome assembly. Lineage: Eukaryota; Bacillariophyta; Bacillariophyceae; Bacillariales; Bacillariaceae.